This is a messenger RNA of Synchytrium microbalum, 642 nucleotides long. RefSeq lists its product as uncharacterized. NCBI's taxonomy places the organism in Eukaryota, Fungi, Chytridiomycota, Chytridiomycetes, Synchytriales, Synchytriaceae. Gene Ontology annotation, cellular component: multivesicular body; ESCRT III complex. Gene Ontology annotation, biological process: late endosome to vacuole transport; protein transport; endosome transport via multivesicular body sorting pathway. The transcript has 5 exons. The coding region runs from base 1 to 642 and encodes 213 amino acids. The record is from RefSeq and is a predicted model, not a curated record.
AUGGCCGACCUCCUGAAUAUGAUCAUAGGGAAGAGGCUAACGCCCGACGAACAGGUCAGGAAAUGGAGAUCAGACAUGCGCUCCCAAGAACGAGAAAUAGAUAAACGCAUACGCUCCAUCGAAACUGAAGAAGCCAAAAUCAAACGAGAUAUUAAAGCAGCUGCAAAGCGAAAUGACACCACAUCAUGCCGAAUCCUCGCCAAAGAAGUUGUGAGAGCAAGAAAGGCUAAAGAAAGAAUGUAUACUUCAAAAGCUCAGAUGAAUUCAGUUGUUAUGCAGUUACAACAGCAAGUUGCUAUGGUCAAAGUCGCUGGACAUUUACAAAAGAGUACAGAAAUGAUGAAACUUGUAAAUAAGCUGGUCAAGCUGCCGGAAAUAAGUAAAAAUAUGGAGGAAAUGCAACGAGAGAUGAUGAAGGCUGGCAUCAUUGAAGAAAUGAUGAAUGAUGCGAUUGAACUGGGUGAUGACGAUGGUAUAGAAGAGGAAUCGGAUGAGAUAGUAGAUAAGGUUCUAUUCGAAUUGACGGAUGGUCUUCUCGGACAAGCAGGUUCAGUCAAGCAGGAUGAACCAGACGAAGUGGAAGAAGAACCAGCAGAAAAGGUCAUGGCUGCUCGCCUCAAAGCUCUGAAAGCAACAACGUGA